Messenger RNA from Micromonas pusilla CCMP1545, 970 nucleotides. RefSeq lists its product as uncharacterized. The coding region runs from base 1 to 876 and encodes 291 amino acids. The record is from RefSeq and is a predicted model, not a curated record. Lineage: Eukaryota; Viridiplantae; Chlorophyta; Mamiellophyceae; Mamiellales; Mamiellaceae. The transcript has a single exon.
AUGUCGUCGGAGCUGCCGCGCCGCCGUCGCGCGCGCGCGUUCUUGUCGUGGUUUGAACUCUCAGGGGCGCUUUUCUCGCUCGAAGAGAUUUUCUCUUCACGCAGCCACCUCAGCAACUACACAGCGACCACCUGCCGCCCCCACUCGGCUCGCGUCGCCGCACUCUCGCUCGCGCGCGACCACACCCCGUCGACGCCACCCACCGCGACGAUGGCGUGCCUCGCGAGCGCGACGCGCGGCCUGACGACCGCGCGUCGCCCCUCCGCGGCCACGCGUCGAUGGACCGCGAGGGUGUCGUCGACGAUAUCCGCCCGAAGCACGAUCGACGCGACCCUCGCGCGACGCGCCGGCGGCGAACGACGCGCUCGCGCGCCGUCGCUCGCGCGCCGCCGCGCCGUCGCCGCGGCGUCGCGACGACGCGCGACCGCCGCGGACGCGGCGAACGACGCGGACGACGAACCCGCGGUCGGGAAGUCCUCGUUCGAUCCGCUCGCGGACAUGGAGGCGGACAUCGCGCGACUCGCCGCGGACUCGCCGCUCGCGAAGGAAGCCGCCGCCGCGAAGGAAGCCGGCGUCGCGCUGAAAACGGACGCGCAGGUGAAGAUGGACGGGAUCAAGGAGGCCAUCGACACGUUCCUGCUGUACGACUUCUUCGUCAUCCUGUUCAUCCUCGCGUGGCUCGUCAUCGGCGUGGUGGUCAGGUUGAGCGCGGGGAACGGGCUGUCGUACGACGAGCCCUUCUUGGGCGCGUGGCUGUUCCUGUGGCCGUUCUUGUUUCAGCCGCUGCUCGGCGUGCACAUGCUCGCGACGAUCGUGUCGCCGAUCAUAGGGAAGCUGAAGGACCGGGGGUUGGUGAGCAAGGACACGUGGACGUAGACGAUUGGACGACGAGGGGCGCAGACGGUCUCGGAGGCGCGAGACGCGACCGAGGCGCGCGCGUAGUAUCAUAUUCGACGUUUAUCGUGAGGGU